Molecule: messenger RNA, 1545 nt
Organism: Dendronephthya gigantea
Lineage: Eukaryota; Metazoa; Cnidaria; Anthozoa; Malacalcyonacea; Nephtheidae
Exons: 1
Coding region: 1-1545 (514 amino acids)
Biological process (GO): DNA integration
Molecular function (GO): nucleic acid binding
Source: RefSeq, a predicted model, not a curated record
AUGUUUCGAAUAGUUGCCUGGCUCCUUACAGCUUGUUACAAGUUUAAAUCACUUGGUAGGAAAUGCGAGUCGGUGUCAUCCAUAGAAGAUCACCAAAGUCACAUAACAGUACUGGAUCAGACCAGAGCAAAGGAGAUUAUCGUAAGACACGUCCAAUGCCAAGCGUUCUCAGCGGAGAUCUUCGAUAAUGAGUCUUCCUCAACGUCUAGAAAAGGAAGUAGACUCUCAAAGUUGAAACCAUUUGUACAGGAUUGCAUUCUACGAGUUGGAGGAAGAUUAAAACACUCGGACUUAGCAUUCUACGCCAAGCAUCCAAUAAUUAUGCCUGGAAAACACCAUGUUACUAAAAAGAUUAUACUCUAUUAUCAUAUCCUGAACGGUCAUGUUGAGACCCACCAAACUCUAGCGGCGAUAAGACAAAGAUAUUGGAUUUUGAAAGGUGUUGCAUCAGUCAGAAGCGUUUUACACAACUGUCAUGAGUGCAAACGACAAAGCGCAAGAUGCGGAGAACAGAUUAUGGCUCCUCUUCCACCUGUAAGAGUUUCGAGUGAUAGCGACUGGGUUACCUUUCCCUUUUCUGCUGUCGGUGUUGAUUAUUUUGGCCCCUUUCAUGUCACAUGUUGGAAAUCAACCAGAUCAGCGAAAAGUACUUCAAGUUUAAACAAACGGUAUGGUUGUAUUUUUACCUGCCUUCGAUACAGAGCUGUCCAUAUUGAAAUUGCAAAUGACCUAUCAACAGAGAGUUUUAUCAACGCCGUACUACGUUUCGUAGCUAGAAGAGGACCACUGUCAAUCAUUUACAGCGAUAAUGGAACGAACUUUCGAGGAGCUGAAAUAGACAUUUUUAAGGCGAUGGGAACUUGGAACCAAGAGCGAAUUAGGAAUAAUUUACACGAGAGAGAAAUCGGAUGGAGAUUCAAUCCCCCUGUCGCUAGUCAUUAUGGUGGAAUAUGGGAACGUCUUAUUCGUUCCAUACGACGAAUACUACAUGCGAUGAUCGGAGAGCAGUUAGUAAAUGAAGAAACUCUGACGACAUUCAUAGUUGAAGUAGAGAAGAUCAUGAACGACCGUCCUAUUACACCUGUCCCGAGCGAAGCUGAGGAUUUGACGGCACUAACUCCGAAUGACAUCUUACUGCUGCGAAGAAAUCCUCGCAUCCCUUUAGAGGAUGAACGGCAUCUCGAUCAAUGUCAGACAAGAUGGAAACAAGUUCAUCAUCUCGCCAACCAAUUCUAUAACCGCUGGGUUAAGGAGUAUCUGUCCCAACUUCAGGAAAGUCAAAAAUGGUUGAAGAAUAAACCCAAUUUCCAAGUAGGAGACCUCGUUCUCGUCACAAGUAAAGAUACAGUGCACGGAAAAUGGCCAAAGGGUUUGGUGCAAGAAGUGUAUCCAGACGAAGAGGGUGUAGUUCGGAGAGUCAUGGUGCGAACGGCCACAGGAACCUACCAGCGUGACAUUCAAAAGUUGUGUAUGUUGGAAGAACAAGUUGUAACCUCGUUUCGAGAACAGUUAAAUUCAGAAAAUAAAGUAAAGCUCCCUACGUGA